AUGCUCGUCCACUCCGUUGGUCUGACGACCGUAUUGCUUGCUUUGAGUAGCAGCUUCGCCAAUGCUCACGGAUCCCAUGCGAGUGAGCAGAACCCUUCUGCGGACUGGGCGACUCGUCACAUGCAAGAGGAGCACCACAUUGAUUCCUUCGACCCCAGUUCCUUCUUCGGCCUUCACGACUUCGAUGCCUCCGGCGCAUGGACACCCGAUGAGGUUCGGAAGACUUACGGAAUGGACGAUGAGACAAAUUCGAAAGUAAGCGAGGAGCGGAAGCAGCAGGCACUUCGGGAGGUAUUUAGCCUCUUCGACACAGGGAACUCAGGGGUAAUCACACGCGACAACUGGAUGCGACUGGUUUCGGCUGGGACUCGAUUACCCGACCUUGGCUUUGGUCCCGGUCAUCAUGGAGACAUUGAAUACGAGUAUGAAAUCCACCACUUCGAAAAGUAUCAUGGAGAAGAUGCGAAGCUGGAAGACCUUACGCACCCGGAGGAUAUUGAGCAUUUCCGGAGACAUGAUGAAGAGGAGGAUGCUGCGGAGAGACUCGAACAGCUUCAAAAGAUGCCGAUCGUGGAGGCGAACAUACCCCAGAAAUUCCGACGGGCGUAA
Aspergillus clavatus NRRL 1 is the source of this 609-nucleotide messenger RNA. RefSeq names its product nucleobindin SSP120. The record is from RefSeq and is a predicted model, not a curated record. Lineage: Eukaryota; Fungi; Ascomycota; Eurotiomycetes; Eurotiales; Aspergillaceae. The transcript has 2 exons. Gene Ontology annotation, cellular component: extracellular exosome; endoplasmic reticulum-Golgi intermediate compartment. Bases 1 to 609 code for a protein of 202 amino acids. Gene Ontology annotation, molecular function: calcium ion binding.